CUUUGUACUUGUAGCGUUUGAACACAACUGUAGCAGCAGCAGCAGCAGCAGUGAGGAAGGAUUUUGCCAUUGCCAUUUGAUUUGAAUUGCCAAAUUUGUCGGUCAUUGAUAAUGUUUAAAUGAAUUAAUGAAUGGAUAAUGUUAAUUUUUAUAUAAUAAUUUAUUGGGUAUGAUGAUUAUAUUAAUCAUUAUUAAAUUUGGUCAAGGUUUUGAGAUUUAUGUUUCAUGCUUUGUCUGUUGGUUGAUGUGCUAAAGCAUCACUCGUUUUCGUGUUACAUUGAUUUUGUCGUUUUGUCUGAUCAACCAAGAUCGAUGGAUUGAUGGCCGAAACGAAAAAAUAAUAAAAUUAGGCUAAAUAUAACCAUAUGUGCAUGUGGAGUUGAAAUGAUCUUUGGUUUUUGUUGUUGGUAAUAAUAUGAUUAUCAUAUCCUGGUCAUAGAACAGAAAUCGUCAUUGUCCAAUCAAAUUUUGUGAUCAAUGUUUCACAUUCGAUCAAAUGAUAGUUCGAUUGUUCCAAAACAAUGUCGACCAUGUUUCAAUCCUUGAUCUCACUUUCAUAUCAUGAUAGAUUGAUGGUUUACAAUUUCGAUUGUUAGAUUGAAAUAAACAUCGACAUUCAAAACUGUUCUGUUUGAUUCAUAUAAAAAGCUGGUUUUUUCCUGAAGAAUUCAAAAUUAAUUUUUUUUUCUAAAAAAAUUGAAUUUUUUCUUCACUUUCAUUAUGGCCAGAAUGAUGGAAUUAUUGUUUAUCACAUCAUCAUCAUUAUAUUUAAUAUCGAUGAUAACAGCAUUGCCAACCACAACACCAGAACCUCGAAUAACGACAUUAUUUGGAUUGGAUUCCGAUGAUAUUACAACGACUGUUACGAUGGAAGAGAAUGCAAUUGAUAAUUUCAAUUACAUAAAUCUAAAUGAAUGUAAUUGUGGCCGACGAAUGACUCGUUAUCCAAAAAUAAUCAACGGCUCGAAUGCUGUACAUGGCAAUAAUCCAUGGAUGAUUUCGUUAUUGUUAAAUAAUCGUCAUCAUUGUGGUGGAUCAUUAAUCAAUGGCCGAUGGGUUCUGACAGCUGCACAUUGUGUAUACCGUGUUCCAUCGUCGAGAUUUCGUGUAAAAUUAGGUUCACAUCUUCGAAGCAAUAAUAACACUGAACCGAUGUCGACAAUUCUUGAUAAUGUAUUGGCUAUUGCUCAUCCGGGUUUCACGUUCACCACAUUUCAAGAUGAUCUGGCAUUAAUUAGACUGCCGGAAACGGUCAGCUAUACCAAUUAUAUUCGACCAAUUUGUUUACCGGAUCAAGUAACGGCUAGGCAAAUCCAGAAAAAAGCCACUGUAAUUGGAUGGGGUAAAUUGAAACAAGGAGGAGCAUCAGCUGAAACAUUACAACAAGUUGAUCUACCUAUCAUUGAUAAUGAUAAAUGCAUUAAUUGGUAUCGAGAAAUGGGCAAAAUGUUGACCAUCAGGCCAACACAAAUAUGUGCUGGAUUCGAAGAAGGUGGUAAGGAUGCUUGUCAAGGUGAUUCAGGUUCACCAAUGAUAAUCACCGACAAUUAUAGCAAACGAUCGACCGUUAUUGGCGUAGUAAGUGCUGGAAUCGGCUGUGCAUUACCGAAACUUCCUGGAAUCUAUACUCGUGUUAGUGCCUAUUUACCAUGGAUCCAAAAAACAAUGAAAAGAUAUGAUCGUAUUUAUAAUGAAAAACCAAAAUUACCAUUCUCGCCAGCAGCAAUUUCAGUGAACAAUGAUGAUGUAAUUACAACGGAAAAACCAGAACAAAUAGUGAUGACUAGUACGAUAUCCGAAUUGAAUGAUGAAACUAAAGAGCCUGAACAUGAUAAUCUAUGGGCAUUGGUAUCACCAACUCCAUCUUCACAAUUACAGCUAAUCGAAACGAAUGAAACAAUGGAAUCUGAAAACAAUAACCUAACAUGGACAUUGAUAACAUCAUCACCGAUGAAAUAAAUCUGAUGAAAAAAAAGGAAAUGAAAUGGAAAUUUGUUUUUAUAUAUAGAGCAAGGUCAUGAUGAACUAGAUUUAGAGAAAUUUUAUAGUUAAAAAUUGUAGACAAAUUUCAAAACAUGAACAUGUUUAUAUAAAUUUAUUUAUUUUUGUUUUUUUUACAUUUUCAAUAUUUCAAUGAUAGCAAUUCAUUGAUACGACUCGACUGAUUUCGAUUCUAAUACAGAAAUAAUAAUUGAUGCUAAUACCGAUUGAUAGAAAUAAUUCCUCUGAGUAGUAUGUGUGUGUGUGUGUGUUUACAAUUUAAGUAGAAUGAAUGUAAUUCUUCUAUUUCUAAUUCGAAGGUUUACCAUAACGAUUGUAAAUAUGAAGACCAAUACAUGCAAGGGCUGCCAAUGCUACCACAUGAACACCAUGUGUACGAAUUAGAUUAUCAAGUUGGGACAUUAUUUUACUACAAGCACCAGCAUCGGCAUCACC
Molecule: messenger RNA, 2436 nt
Organism: Dermatophagoides farinae (American house dust mite)
Lineage: Eukaryota; Metazoa; Arthropoda; Arachnida; Sarcoptiformes; Pyroglyphidae
Product: venom peptide isomerase heavy chain
Biological process (GO): proteolysis
Molecular function (GO): serine-type endopeptidase activity
Source: RefSeq, a predicted model, not a curated record